UAUGAAAACACUGUAUAAUUCCUCCCUUGAAAAUUUAUACCAAAGAAGACACUUUGAUGAGGCUGGCACGAGUCACGACGGGGUAAUGGAAGUGAAAAUGGAGAAAGUCAGAGGGUGUUUGCAACUGAGCAGAGAAGAAUCGGAGAGCGUGUCGCGCCUCAACAUCCACCCGCACCGAGUCGGAGUCGACUGUAGCUUCUACGAAUACUUUACUUUGAGAGGCAUCCGAGUCGAGCGAGUCGAGCCUGGCCUCGUCUCCUGUUCUUUCACGAUCCCCCCUCGCCUCACUGAUAUUAAUGGUAAUUUGGCUAAUGGUGCGAUCGCUAACCUUGUUGAUGAAUUUGGUGGGGCCGUUGUCCACGUAGAAGGUCUUCCCAUGAAAGUGUCGGUUGACAUGUCAAUCUCGUUCCUUUCUACUGCUAAAGUGAAUCACAGGAUGAGUUAGAGAUUACUGCAAGGGUUUUAGGGCAAAGAGGAGGUUAUUCUGGAACAAUCGUUCUCCUGAAAAACAAAGCAACGGGUGAGGUUAUAGCUGAAGGACGACAUUCAUUGUUUGGUAGGCAACCUAGUAAGAUGUGAUUUAAUUGUAGGAAAUGCAAAAACUUUUAUUUUAAAUUACUAUCUAUGAAGGCAAGACUCUGUUCUUUGUUGUAAAUAAGAAUACUGUUAUGAUCCUUGUUAUUUUGAAUCUGUAAUAAAGGAAGAUUUGCUUGAAA
Molecule: messenger RNA, 716 nt
Organism: Mangifera indica (mango)
Lineage: Eukaryota; Viridiplantae; Streptophyta; Magnoliopsida; Sapindales; Anacardiaceae
Product: acyl-coenzyme A thioesterase 13
Exons: 3
Coding region: 2-445 (147 amino acids)
Molecular function (GO): fatty acyl-CoA hydrolase activity
Source: RefSeq, a predicted model, not a curated record